Fonsecaea nubica is the source of this 2919-nucleotide messenger RNA. RefSeq lists its product as hypothetical. The coding region runs from base 1 to 2919 and encodes 972 amino acids. Gene Ontology annotation, molecular function: protein binding. The transcript has 2 exons. Lineage: Eukaryota; Fungi; Ascomycota; Eurotiomycetes; Chaetothyriales; Herpotrichiellaceae. The record is from RefSeq and is a predicted model, not a curated record. Gene Ontology annotation, cellular component: GID complex. Gene Ontology annotation, biological process: proteasome-mediated ubiquitin-dependent protein catabolic process.
AUGGCAUCGCUCGGGCUUGCAAGAUCUGCGUUGCAGGAUCUCGCUGCUGCAGACCAGUCUUCAGCCCAGUUGCAAGCCUUGAAAAGAAUCAAAUAUGACCUGACGGGGCACGUCUCGCGCAAGGUCGAAUACAUCCAGAAUGGCCUCAUUCCCCAGCUCGCGACGAUUUUGGCCGAUGCAGCUGCUCAGCCGGCCACUCUGAAUGCAGGCGACGCACAUUCCGAAGAGGUGGAGUUGGUGACUACCCAGGCUGCCCAGAUCCUUUGUGUCAUUGCCCACGAGGGACCCUCUUUUGUACAACCAUUACUUGAAACCGAUGCCUUGCAAAGACUGGUGUCAUUCCUUCCUCGACGACUCGCCCCAAGAACCCUUCUUGCGAUCCUCAAGUGUCUCAAUGCCGUCGCUGAUAACCUGCCUCCCGCGUCCCUGGGUAAUUGGCCGCAAAGUUCGAAACUUGCCGAUCUGCUGUAUUCAAAGAGAUAUAUACAAUGCUUUGGAAACAUAAUUGGAGGUGCCAAUCUCACCCUGACGUCCCAACAGGCCUGUGAUGCUGUUCUGGCUCUUCUGUGCAAGACCUUGACGCUGGAGGCGCAGAAACGGGCGUUGAGCGAAACUGGCGUCUUGACCUUGCUUUCGUCCCGGUUGGCAUCAUUUGUGGUCGCAGAAGGGCUCGUUCCCCCUCGCUUAGAGCUUUUGGAUGGCGAUGGCAGUAUUCCGACUGGUCUCCCCGAGCCAGCGCCACCGACUGCACACCUUUCUCCGGUUUUGGAGGCGCUAUGUGUGUUGAUAGAGGGCUCCAAAGCACGAACGAAGGCUUUUUUGACUGAUCCUACUAUGAGGACUGUGCUCCCCGACCUUAGGGACGACUUCUCACCCUCGGAUAUUCGACGCGCGCCAUGGGGAGCCAGCUAUUUUUCUGGCGCUGCAGUCCCACGCUCACGCUUACAUGGGCCUUUCGAUUCCCUUCUCCCUGUUGCACCAAUAUCUGAAAAGACCAACGCUGCUCAGCCCGGCUUCCCUCCACUAAGCUCGGUCACGGCUAUGCCCAAACGCCGACCAUCCUUUCUCCCAACGACGACGGGGGUGCCAAACCUGAAUCUGAAUCAAGACACUGUCGAGGAUGUUGAUGAGAGCGCGAUCGUCUCGUGGCUGUUAUAUGUCGUACGAGAGUCGCGUGGAAGACGCCGUCUUCUAGCCGCGAGAUUACUCGUCAAUCUUCACAGCCUACACUUCGUUAAGAAGGACCGUGGUUCAUCUUUUGCGUCCUUGUUGGUUCCGCUCAUAACGCGGAUGCUGGACCCAGAUCUGGCGCAAUUUGACGCAUCGUAUCAACCCAGCAGAAUGCACCUAUGUUCUGGCAUGCAUUGCACACAAGCCGUCCCUGCAGUACUAGCUGCGCUUAUCAUGGACGAUCCCGAGAUGCAGAAAGUGGCUGUCGAAGGCAAAGCCAUUGUUAAUCUGUCCAUUGGUCUGAAAUCGAGCUUUGAAGGGCCGGCGAGUCGCAAAUUAUCGCCCUGGCGUCCACACAAACCGGACAAGGUGGAGACUGAAACAGCAACGCUUGGUAGAAGCAUUGGUCCUGGUGGGCCAACAUGGGCAGCCAGAAAGGAGAUGCAAUAUCGAGAAGGAUGUCUGAAAGCGCUGGCAGCUCUGGCACCAUUCGAGGAGGACUACCGCGAACGAAUCUGCAACGAGGGUGUUUUGCCAUAUAUCAUUCAGGCCUUGGAACCUUAUGAGGCUCAAGUUGGGGCAAACCAGGAGAUCGAGAUGACAGGAAAUUCCGCGUCCGUGAUAUUGGCGGCGUGCGCAGCUGUAAGAGCUUUGGGAAGAUCGGUUCGGGCACUACGCACGAAGCUCAUCGAGGCAGAGGUCGCCAAACCGAUCCUGAAGCUGAUGAAUUCGACGAAUCCGGAGCUGAGGAUUGCGGCCACCAAGGUUCUGACCAACUUAGCUAUGGACUUCAGUGCGGUCAAAGAGAGCGUUGGGGAAUCAACAGUGGUGAAGAAAUUGUGCGAGCAGGCCCAUUCGGCCAGUGUUCGGCUUCGGCAUGAAUCACUAUGGGCACUCAAACAGCUUGUGCUCAACGCCAGCAAGAAGCUCAAGCAGGAAGUCGUGGACGAGUUGGGAUGUAGCUGGAUCAAGCUUCUAAUCAAGACGGACCCCAUCGAUAUACCGGAGGGCGAGGUGAUUGGACUUGUGGAGAGAGACUACCCUCAAAUCACCACAUACAGACGUUCUGCUGCCUCAGCAGACAAUCCCCCAGACGUUGUCAUGGGCGAGGAUCCAGCGCAGGGUGGCGACAACGAGGAAGACACAAGCGGAGUCCCCGAGACGACAGCCGAGCAUACGGGUGGAUUUGACACCAAGCACAGCGUGGACGAUGACAUUCAGAUUCAAGCACAACUACUAGAUCUCCUUCGAAACCUUUUCUGUGGCGAGAAUGCUUCUGACCUGGUUAGAUAUGUCAUAGAUGAAAUGGGACAGGACGACUUUUUCCGGAUAAUGCUCGAUCGAUUACGGCCACGGACACUCGCUGGACCUACACGGAAGGAGAAUUACACGACACCACCACCCAACACGAUUGUCGUCAAGGUUUUAUUUGUCUUGGUGCACAUCGCUGCCUGUGACCCAAAGUGGCGGAAUGUGAUAGCCUCACAACACGCGCUGCUCAAGCAGAUCCUGACCUUCUGCAACCACGCAGACCGAGAGAUCCGGUCGACUUGCUGUUGGAUCGCCAUCAACUUGACGUACGAGGACGACGCCAACGAUCGAGCGGGGUGCAGGCACCGAGCUAUCGAGUUGCAAAAGGUCGGCUUCGUCUCGCACCUGAGAAAGAUGGAGACGGACCUUGACUUGGACGUGCGAGAGCGUGCAAAGACGGCGCUGCAUCUGAUGAGGAACCUGAAGUUGUUAGCAUAG